Messenger RNA from Paracoccidioides brasiliensis Pb18, 3531 nucleotides. RefSeq lists its product as uncharacterized. The transcript has a single exon. The coding region runs from base 1 to 3531 and encodes 1176 amino acids. The record is from RefSeq and is a predicted model, not a curated record. Gene Ontology annotation, cellular component: nucleus. Gene Ontology annotation, biological process: negative regulation of transcription by RNA polymerase II. Gene Ontology annotation, molecular function: DNA-binding transcription factor activity, RNA polymerase II-specific; zinc ion binding; RNA polymerase II transcription regulatory region sequence-specific DNA binding.
AUGACAACAAGAACAGAAAUCUCACCGCUAUCUUCAGCCGUGCAAACUACCCCGGAUCAAUCCCGUGGUGGUGAUCAGAGAUCAAAUCCGCAUAAUACGUUCUUAGGACGCCCCUCACGCCGGGGCAGAGGAGGAAACCGUGGAGGAAGUGGGAAUGUGAAUACAGCUCGUGGUAGAUCAUUGUUUUAUGGGAGAGAAAGAGGAAGAGGUGGGGGACUAAAUCGUGGAGGACCUGGAACUGGGACAACUUCAACAAGAAGCAGGGGACGAGGUGAUGCUGCAAUUACUACGAGAACAGUGACCGGAACGGCGAGGUCCUUUGGUGGCCGAUUAACGCGAGAGGAGCCAGAGGGAACUAAUAAUGUUAGAGGAGACGCCUUUCUUGAUCGGGGAGACCAGGCCUCAUUACAACACAAUGCGCCGGAAUUCGUACCCGGAGUCCAAGUUUAUCCCCCUUCCUCCAGUCGCCCAUUCAGAACCCUUACAUCUGCGUCUUCAGCCGGUUUUCAAAAAUCCGUUCCUACUCCUGCCCACACACGAUCGGCUACAAAAACAAAAUCUACCGCUCACGACAUUGCCACUUGCACACAUGAAGAUAUCGCCAACGGUUUGUACGAAUGUCCCAUCUGCACGAGCGAACUUGGUCGCAAAUCGAAGGUGUGGUCAUGUACGUUAUGCUGGACGGUCUUCCAUCUCACCUGUAUCAAGAAAUGGUCAAAUAAUGAGGGCUCGGUAAUGUCGAGACCAAGACAGCAGCAAGGACAUGAAGACGGGGAGGAGCAUCCGCGACAGUGGCGGUGUCCUGGGUGUAAUUUGCCUCACGACAUUUUGCCACAGACAUAUACAUGCUGGUGCGAGAAGGAGACGGAUCCACGAUCUCUACCUGGGUUGCCACCCCAUUCGUGCGGACAGACUUGUUCCAAGGCGAGGAAAGGAUGUCCACAUCCCUGUGAUUCUGUGUGUCAUGCGGGUCCUUGCCCUCCUUGUAUGGCUAUGGGGCCAACACAGUUUUGUUUCUGCGGGCGCCAUGAGUCGAGGAAGAAAUGUGUUGAUACGGAUUACAAGAACGGGUGGAGUUGCCAGGAGCCGUGCGGGGAGUUAUUGCCAUGUCUUCAACACAAGUGCAGUCGACCGUGUCAUGAAGGGCUUUGCGGAGCUUGCGAGGAGCUUGUCGAUGCCAGAUGUUAUUGCGGAAAGUCGCAGACACGGAUGGUAUGCAGUAAUCGCGAGGAGGAGAAAAAGAGUAGUCUCGCCCAUGGUGAGAACGUAUCUGGAGAAAAAGUGGAGGAAUGGUUAGGCUGCUUUGAUUGUGGAGAGAUCUGUAAUCGCCCGUUUGACUGUGGACUCCAUACUUGCCAGAAGCGGUGCCAUCCACAACACCCAAGCAUUCCGCAUUGUCCCAGUUCUCCUGAUGUUGUAACGCGCUGUGGAUGUGGGAAGACACCAUUGUCACAUAUUCCUGGCUACAAACCUAGGAAAUCUUGUCAAGAUCCCAUACCAAAUUGCAAAGAACCAUGUGGAAAACCCCUCCCAUGUCAACACCAUUGCCCCGUUCUCUGCCACACCGGCCCGUGCCCGCCAUGUUUUUUAAGAGUGUCCAUAAACUGUCGAUGUGGGAAAAGUUCUUUCCAAUCAAUAUGCCAUCAAGGUAUAAUUGAACCACCUCACUGCUUCCGGAUGUGUAAGGCCACGAUGAACUGUGGUCGACACGCCUGCGGUGAGCGGUGCUGCCCCGGUGAGCGCAAGGCAAUCGAACGGCAAGCCACGAAACGCAAGCUAAGGUCGAUUUCUGUUGGUGUUCAUACUCAUGUCAACGACAUCGAAGCGGAACAUAUAUGUACCCGAGUUUGUGGCAGGAUGCUUAAAUGCUCCAUACAUACGUGCCAGGAACUGUGCCACAAGGGAAGCUGUGGUACAUGUCCAGAGGCAAUAUUCGAUGAAAUAUCCUGCAACUGCGGCAGAUCAGUGCUUUACCCACCAUUACCAUGUGGCACUCGUCCUCCUCCCUGCCAUUACGAUUGCGCGAGACCAAAGUCAUGCGGACAUCCUCAGACGUCGCACAACUGUCAUACAGAUGACGAAAGCUGCCCCAAAUGCCCGUUUUUAACAGAAAAAAGCUGCUUGUGUGGGAAGAAGUCAUUGAAGAACCAACCUUGUUGGCUAACAGAUCCCCGUUGUGGCCUUGUCUGCGGCAAGGAGAUCAAGUGCGGCUCCCACACAUGCAAGAAACCCUGCCAUAGACCGGGGGAGUGCGAGGAUGUCCUCGAGCCCUGUCGCCAGCCAUGCGGUAAGAUAAAAAAGCUUUGCUCCCACCCAUGUACGGAUGCAUGUCACGCUCCAUUCCCCUGCCAGGAGAAAACCCCAUGCCAAUCCCUAGUCACAACAACAUGCCCCUGCGGUCGUUUAAAACAGGAGAAGCGCUGCAACGCUUCACGAGACAACAAAACCCGCAUCCAACAACAUCAUCAAUCGCCCGUGCCACUAAAAUGCGACGACGAAUGCGCCCGCCUCCAGCGCAACCGCUCCCUUGCCUCUGCCCUAAACAUCUCUAUAGACCCUCACACAACCACAACUAACGUCAUAACCGCAACUGCUGAUGGCCAAUCCCCAACUUCAACGCCGGCCAACUUCCCCUACUCCUCCGAAACCCUAGACCUGUAUCUCACCCUCUCCGCAACUUCAACUCUAACUACUCUGCAAAGCUACGAAACGAUCCUCCACAGCCUCGCAACAAGCCAAACACAACGCACCGCCCGCUUCCCGCCAGCCCGCUCCCAAGUGCGCGCCUUCAUCCACUCCCUAGCCACGGACUGGGGCUUCAAGUCCGAAUCGUGUGACCCGGAGCCACAUCGACACGUCGCCGUGUUCAAGAGCACGCAUUGGAUGCCGCCGCGUGGUUUUGGGGCUGAGGUUGAUGGGGCCGUGGUGGGGAUUGGGAUUGGAGGGGUUAGUGUUGGUGAGUGCGCGAAGAUGCGUGAGAGGGAGCGGGCGCGGGAAAGAGAGAGUAGGAGGAUAGCUGCUGCGGCGGCGGAGAGGAACAAGAUGGAGAGUCGGGCGGUGUACGCUGGUGGUGAUGGGGAUGGUUCUACCCAUGUGGCGUCUGCGGGAGGUGAUGGGUGGGCGCAGGUUGCGUCGCGGAAACGACCCGUGGUGGAUACGGGAUUGGCAGAAUCUGAGUUUGGAUUUGGAGACGUUGGCGGUACGAGUGCUGGUGGGGGGAUGAGCGGGACGUUAGUUCUGAGGAGUGGAGUUGGGGUUGGAGGGAGGGGAAAGGCUGCUACCCCCAGCUCUGGUGUUGGUGGUGGUUGGAGGAAAUUCCCUGCGGGUUUUGUGGAGGAUGUUGUGGAUGAUUGGGAGGAGGCGGUUGAGAGGGAAGAGAGGGAGAUGGAAAAAGGUGGUCAAGUUGCAGAUGGUGACGGUGCGAGUGAAGGAAAAGAUGAGAAUGAGAAUGAGACUGGAAAUGCAAAGGGGAUUCCAGACAAACAUGUGAUGUCAAAUGAAGAGGGGAAGGCAAUUCAGUCAGGAGAAUGA